AUGUCUACUGCUCAAAAUUCGUCGGUUUCGAUGUCUCAAUCGCAAUCAACAGCGAAGAAUAGAAAGUAUUCUUUCCAAAUGCCGACAACUUCUACUUAUUUGGGCCGUUCGUACGUGGGAUCCUUUAUCUCUCCUCCCAUGGAAUAUAGGAGCAAUAGCAAUACUACCUCAAAUAAUAACAAUAAUAGUAACGUUGGCGAUCCCUUUAAAUCGCCGUUUUCUAGUGAGGGUUCGAAAUUAAUACAUGAAUCGGGCAAUUUGCAUAAACAAACAGCUUUCCUUUCUAAUACUUUCGAUAACGAUGCUGGAAACGAUGAAGGGGCUGGAUUCCCCUUGGAUGGAAAUGAUGAUGAGUUCAAUUUGGAGCAGAAUGAUAUCGAUAUGAUUGUGGAAGAAGAUCAAAUGUUACAGAAUAGCCAACGUAGAAGGGGCCGUAUGUCAGUGGACGCAGCUGCAGAUAUCGAAGCAGAUGCACACUUGAUGGAUCUAGAGGAUAUGGCGUUGAAAAGGGCCGAUGACGUUGGAAUAUUUUCGACAAGUUUUCCUGGAAAGGACGAUUCAUCCUUUCUGGAUGUCUCCGAUUCUACUGAGAAUUUGGCAUUGUUGCCUACAAAUUCGCAUAACUCUAUGUACGUAGAAUAUGGAACUUUCGAUGAAGAGAAUCAACCUGCCACUCAAUACAUAUCCUUGUUACCCGAUGGAGCAAGUUCUGGUGGUUUCACUUCGCAAGGAUUCCGUUCUAGUAUGUCGCACUAUGAUAAAGCUCGUGAUUUGAUGUUGAGGAUAUUCCAGUACACUCCUGCUGUUGGGCUUGGUUUGUUGUUGAACAUUUUGGACGCUUUGUCAUAUGGUAUGAUCAUCUUCCCAAUCACAGAACCAUUGUUUUCGCAUCUUGGACCUACUGGCUUAUCGAUGUUUUAUGUAUCAACGGUAAUUUGUCAGCUGUGCUUCUCCCUUGGAUUGUCGUCCUUCCCAUCAGCGAUUGGCUCUGAAAUGAUUGAAAUCACACCAUUCUUCCAUACAAUGGCUCUUUCAAUCAUGAAUUCUAUUCCCGAAGGCAACGACAACAAAGUAAUUUCGACCACCAUCGUAUGUUACGCAUUAAGUUCCAUAAUUACAGGCCUUACCUUCUUUUUACUAGGUAAAAUGAGAUUAGGAAAAAUCGUCGGAUUCUUCCCGCGCCAUAUCUUAAUCGGUUGUAUCGGAGGUGUGGGUUAUUUCCUUAUUAUCACUGGUUUAGAGGUGUGUACCAGGGUACCAGAAUUCAAAUACUCAUGGCAAUUUUUAUCUUCAUUGUUCACUGACUUUGAUAUUUUACUAAAAUGGCUGACUCCUGUGAUCCUCACUCUAAUAUUGAUAUCAGUACAAUCCAGAAUUCACAACUCUCUGGUGUUACCAUCAUUUUACAUUAUCACGCUACUGCUGUUCCAUUUCGUUGUUGCUUUGGUACCCAGCCUUUCUUUAGAUAAGCUACGUGAUUUUGGAUGGAUCUUUGCCAAGGUAAAUGCCAAAGAAAAUUGGUACGAUUUUUACAAACUUUACGAUUUUAAAAAUGUCCAGUGGAGUUUGAUCCCAAAACAAGUACCAACAAUGUUGGCCCUUACCUUUUUCGGUAUCCUCCAUGUGCCUAUCAACGUCCCUGCUCUUGCAAUGUCCUUGAAUGUUGACAAGUACGAUGUUGACAAAGAAUUGAUUGCUCAUGGCUAUUCGAACUUGAUCUCUGGGUUUUUGGGAUCGAUACAAAAUUAUUUGGUUUACACCAAUUCCGUGCUUUUCAUUAGAGCUGGUGCGGAUUCACCAAUUGCAGGAAUAAUGCUAACCAUCGGAACUUUUAUCGUAAUGGUAAUUGGGCCUGUUAUCAUUUCGUUCAUACCGAUUUGUAUUGUGGGGUCUUUGAUUUUCUUACUAGGUUACGAAUUGAUUCAAGAAGCCGUAAUAGACACUUGGGGAAAACUCCAGCCUUUCGAAUACUUGACAAUAUGGAUAAUUGUUAUUACAAUGGGUGUAGUCGAUUUUGUCAUUGGUAUCAUUGUUGGUAUUCUUUUAGCAUGUUUCUCAUUUUUGGUAAACUCUACACAAUUGCAAACCAUUAACGGUGAGUAUGAUGGUAAAGUUGCCAAGUCUACGGUUUACCGUGAUUAUAUUCAAUCCAAAUUCUUAAGGAAUAUUGGUGAACAGAUUUACGUGUUGAAACUUCAGAAUAUUCUAUUUUUUGGUACCAUAAUAUCUAUUGAAGAAAAAGUGAACAGUCUACUAGAGAUAUGCGAAUCUGAUUCCUCGAAAAAGAGAAUCAAAUACUUGAUUCUCGAUUUCAAAAAUAUCAGAGCGAAGAGCAUCGAUUAUAGUGCUGCAGAAGGUUUCAACAGAAUUAAAAGAUUCCUUGAAAAGGAGAGGAUCCAUUUAAUCAUCAGUUCCAUAGACAAAGAAGACCAAAUAUACCUUGCAUUUGAUAAAGUUCGCUUAUUUGAAAAUGUUGAGCUAUUUUCCGAUUUGAAUGGUGCCCUUGAAUGGUGUGAAAACGAGUUCCUCAUGAGAUACAAGCGUAUUAGAACUAAAACUAGAGCCAGAAAGCUAGCACAGUUGAAGAAAUCCCAAAACAGAAUGAGCAAACUUCCUGUAAACACACCGCGGAAUCAUCAGUUUGUUUCUGAAGUGAGGAAUAUCUAUACGGAAGAGAUGGAAAUUCAAAAGCUAAGUAACGAGCUCAAAGAGCGUCAACAAUUCUUACCUAUUUUCUUAAUGUCUAUCAGGAAAUUCAGAAAUGCUAUCCAAUCUCCAAAUGAAUUGAAAAGAACAAAUGAGCUUGAUCUUUGGAAACGACUAAUAUCCUAUUUCCAACAGAAAAAAUUCCCACCAAACACUGAAAUCAGACACAGAAACAACAUGUUUAUCGUUGUGGAGUCCGGUGUUCUAAACCUAACUCAUCAUCUCAUUCAAGGCGAAUUCUAUGAAACAAUGUCGCCAAAAACAGCAUAUGGCGUUAUAAGCAACGUGAACAGCGAUCCUCUGGCAGUAUCAAUUACAACUGACACCGAAUGUGUUCUUAGAUACAUAGAUGCUGAAUCACUUGCCGACUUGAAAUUAACCGACCCCGAAUUGUUCACAGAGUUACUUAUUCUCGUAAUGGCGAUUCACAGAGAUCGCUUCCGUGAACUUCUUGGUUAUUCCUUAAUCAGCAUGUGA
Molecule: messenger RNA, 3183 nt
Organism: Kluyveromyces lactis
Lineage: Eukaryota; Fungi; Ascomycota; Saccharomycetes; Saccharomycetales; Saccharomycetaceae
Gene: VSB1
Product: Vsb1p
Exons: 1
Coding region: 1-3183 (1060 amino acids)
Cellular component (GO): membrane
Source: RefSeq, a predicted model, not a curated record